Molecule: messenger RNA, 432 nt
Organism: Opisthorchis viverrini
Lineage: Eukaryota; Metazoa; Platyhelminthes; Trematoda; Opisthorchiida; Opisthorchiidae
Exons: 1
Coding region: 1-432 (143 amino acids)
Source: RefSeq, a predicted model, not a curated record
AUGGACUCCAGAUGCGACCUCAUGAACUUUGGGGGGCGAAACCUGGUCUUAGAGGGUAGAGUUCGGCCAUAUUUGAGGAGAGGUCCCGUGCCUUUGCCCAUUUUGCGGGCUCCUCUAGUUUACGAAUUUAGCUCAAAUGCGGCUGACACACCACAGCUCCUCUCCGUUCCAUAUGCUCCGGCACCCCAGAAAAGAACACAAUUUCAUGAGACACGAGCGACUUCUGCAAAAUACACUCAGACAUAUGACCGGGACAAUCAGGCAAACAGACUGCUCCGAGAUUUGACGGUCAAAGAUUUCCCACACGGCCUUCAACGGCAAACAGAUCAGGCCGACCCGCUGGUAGUCAACGGAUGGUUUACUUCCUCCCUCCUGCGCGCAAACCUACUUUACUCUUCGUUAUUACUCACCACCCGUUCCCUUGGAAAGUAG